CGUAGUUCCAGACGGGACACUUCCGCUGCGACACACAAGCUUUGCGUCAUUUCCUGUCCCCCCUGAUAAAGACGCCCCGGCGGGAGCUCCGCGGGUGAAUAUUUUUGGUUUGUUCGGUGAAUCCGUGGAGAAUCGGAGCCAUCAGAACCGCAGACAUGACGGUGGGAAAGAGCAGUAAGAUGCUGCAGCACAUCGACUUCAGGAUGAGGUGCAUCCUCCAGGACGGACGCAUCUUCAUCGGCACCUUCAAGGCCUUCGACAAACACAUGAACCUGAUCCUGUGCGACUGCGACGAGUUCAGGAAGAUCAAGCCCAAGAACUCGAAGCAGCCGGAGCGCGAGGAGAAGAGGGUUCUGGGCCUGGUCCUGCUGAGGGGGGAGAACCUGGUGUCCAUGACGGUGGAGGGCCCCCCUCCUAAAGAUACGGGGAUCGCCAGGGUGCCGCUGGCGGGCGUGGCCGGAGGUCCUGGCGUGGGCCGGGCGGCGGGUCGCGGCGUCCCUGCAGGAGCUCCGAUGCCUCAGGCCCCCGCUGGACUGGCGGGGCCUGUCAGAGGGGUGGGCGGCCCUUCCCAGCAGGUGAUGACCCCCCAGGGAAGAGGAACAGUUGCAGCAGCAGCAGCGGGCGCCAGCAUCGCCGGGGCCCCCACCCAGUACCCACCUGGGCGAGGAGCUCCGCCCCCCAUGGGACGAGGAGCCCCCCCUCCAGGUAUGAUGGGCCCCCCUCCCGGCAUGCGGCCCCCCAUGGGCCCCCCGAUGGGGAUGCCUCCAGGUCGAGGAGCUCCAAUGGGCAUGCCCCCCCCAGGCAUGAGGCCGCCUCCCCCUGGCAUGAGAGGACCACCCCCUCCCGGGAUGAGACCCCCCCCUCGACCCUAGAGAAGCUCCACCCCCCCCGGGAUGAAACCGCCCCCUCUGCCCUGGAGAAGCUCCGCCCCCUCUUCCACAUGUUGUACAGAUUGUUUACCUCCUGAGUUGUUUUUUAAUAAAGUUUUCUCAGUUUGAUCCA
Molecule: messenger RNA, 1002 nt
Organism: Mugil cephalus (flathead mullet)
Lineage: Eukaryota; Metazoa; Chordata; Actinopteri; Mugiliformes; Mugilidae
Gene: snrpb
Product: small nuclear ribonucleoprotein polypeptides B and B1
Exons: 7
Coding region: 156-872 (238 amino acids)
Biological process (GO): mRNA splicing, via spliceosome
Cellular component (GO): U1 snRNP; U2-type prespliceosome; U4/U6 x U5 tri-snRNP complex
Molecular function (GO): RNA binding
Source: RefSeq, a predicted model, not a curated record